Capsaspora owczarzaki ATCC 30864 is the source of this 1621-nucleotide messenger RNA. RefSeq lists its product as hypothetical. The record is from RefSeq and is a predicted model, not a curated record. The transcript is spliced from 3 exons. Bases 15 to 1169 code for a protein of 384 amino acids. NCBI's taxonomy places the organism in Eukaryota, Filasterea, Ministeriida, Capsasporidae.
GCAAUCUCGAAUCCAUGCUGCUGCGUGUUGGCGUUCGGACGCUUCGACGAGGGCUGGCCACCAUCAGUGCGUCUCGCCCGACGCCGCAUCAACAACCGACAGUACAAUGUGUGCAAGUCCUGACUCGGCUCCAGUCGAGCACGGCUGCCGCCGCUGCUGCAGUCCCACCGCAGCAGGUUGAGGCGCUGCUUCGCUCGCUCGUGGCUGAUCCGACCAGCUCGUCGACCGGCGCUGCUGCUGCUGCUGCUGCUGCUGCUGCUGCCUCCACGCUGCCCAUCCAUGAUCUGUCUCGGAUGCUGGCGUCUCAGACCAACCCCGUUGCGCUGGCCGAGUUUGAGCAUUACUUGCGAUCGCUCUCCGUCGACCAGCGCGUGCGAUUCCUGGCGACCAUGGUCUACAAGCCCGGUGAAGCCCAUCUCGCUGGAACGAGUGCCCAGGAUUCAAUUCAUGCUGUGGAACCCUCCAACGAAUUGGCGAGCAACAGCGGUCCUGCAUUGACUGGAAGGGCUGCAACCCGCCAAGAAGUACACUCGUCGGAUGCAUUCAAGUCGCCAUCAUCAACAUCAACAUCAUCAACUGCGCCGAAUGUUGACGCUUCCGUUGUGGUGAUGCCGGAACGUGGUGCAGAUGUCAGGCAGACGGAUUCGCAGCUCGUGAUGGCCAAGCAAGUCAUUGAACUUGUCAGUUUGUUCAAUCACGGCACUCGCAAACUAACUGGUUCCGUACUGGCGCUCAUGGCGUUCGCGUUGAUUGCUCCUCUGUUGGUGCUGAACAAACUACUGGAUGAUGCCAUGGAAAACAUCUCGACCGACCUCAUUCAAAUCGGUGGAAAGUUCAAUCCCGAUCCACAAGUGUUUGCCAACAACCUCCGUCAGUACUAUUACGACAUUCUGAGGCAGCAAUCUACGCAAACACAACAGUCACCCGCCAGCCAAGUGCUCGACCAACAAGUGCAAGCAUUGCAAGCGCAAGUCGCGCAAUUGGAGCAACGACUUGCAGCUGCGCAAUCGACGCCCCAGGCUGUUCAAGCAGCUGCUCCGCCGACGAUUCCUCCUGCUUUGCACCCUACCGCCGAUAGCACGUCAACCGCUGCGUUGGUAGAGCCCCUGCGGCAGCCCGUCAGUGUCCAGCAUCCUAUUCCGCUUGAGAAUGAUCAAACUUCCCGAUAAGGCGUGUUCAAGGACGAGGCUUGCUCAAGGACGAGGCUUGUUCAAGGACCGUGUAUUUUUUGCGUAUAACAAGAAAAUAGGACGAAAUCGCCACGUCGCCAAGUACAAACAACAACGGUGCCAUUAUUCCAGCUCGUUGUGUGGUACGUCCGGAUCGGCAUCUGCAUAAAUGUUCUCGGCCUUUUGACAAACAAACAGGAUCAAAAAGUCAAAAAGUCAAAAAGUGAGGAGGACACCUGUGCCCGUCGCCGAAACAUUCAAUCUACUCUCAGAUCUUUGUGGCACUUACCAUUUGCCACAGUUGCAACAUGUUGUCGUCGUCGACACUGCAACACACCCACGGUUCGUUGGGGUUCCAGCAAAAGUCGGAAAUUCGAGAUGUGUGUCCGCCAUGAAUAAACUAAAAGUACAAAGGACGGUUGCACCACCGUCGAACAAGUACAAGGAUGAGC